This is a messenger RNA of Panicum virgatum (switchgrass), 1114 nucleotides long. RefSeq names its product syntaxin-61-like. The record is from RefSeq and is a predicted model, not a curated record. Gene Ontology annotation, cellular component: membrane. Gene Ontology annotation, biological process: Golgi vesicle transport. The transcript has 7 exons. Lineage: Eukaryota; Viridiplantae; Streptophyta; Magnoliopsida; Poales; Poaceae. Bases 203 to 910 code for a protein of 235 amino acids.
UCUCGUUGGUGGCGACGCCACCAAACCAAAUCGAGCGGAGAACGCAGGAGGCAGCGGCAGGGGAGAUCAUCAAUGCUGCCGGGAUCUCCUCUCCACCCAGCGCCUGCCAAUUGAAUCCGCCCGGCGCCACCUCCGCCCGGCUCGGUGGGGCCUCGAUCGACGUCUGCUCGAGGCCGCGGCGCUCCGGCACUGCCAUGAGAGGAUGACCCCCGCGCAGGAUCCGUUCUACAUCGUCAAGGACGAGAUCCAGGACUCGAUCGACAAAGUGCAAGAUACUUUCCACCAAUGGAAGCAGACGCCUCAAAAUACUGGAGAGUAUGUGCAUCUGACCAAAGAACUAUUAACCAGCUGUGAAAGUAUCCAAUGGCAGGUGGAUGAAUUGGAUAAGGCAAUUUCAGUUGCUGAGAGAGAUCCAGCAUUCUAUGGACUUAACGAGGUCGAAAUUGGGAGAAGAAGAAGCUGGACAAGCACUGCACGUAACCAGGUGCUCUCUUUAAGGCGGAAUGUUGAAGCUGGAAGGAAAAAUAUUUUGUUUGGACAUUCAACCAACACCCUUGAACCGAUCAAAUCCAAGAAGCACAUUUCACAAGACAAUGAUGAAUUUAUUGCUUCAGAAUCUGAUCAGCAGAUGCUCCUGAUAAAGCGACAAGAUGAGGAGUUGGAUGCGCUUAGUGCUAGUGUCCAGCGGAUUGGAGGCGUAGGUCUCACUAUACAUGAUGAGCUUGUCGGGCAGGAGAAGCUUUUGGUUGAGCUGAACCUCGAGAUGGAAACUACUUCAAAUCGGCUUGACUUUGUGCAGAAAAGAGUGGCUAUGGUCAUGAAAAAGGCCAGCCUGAAGGGGCAGAUCAUGAUGAUUGCAUUCCUCGUGAUUCUUUUCAUUAUUCUUUUCGUUUUGGUGUUUUUGACUUGAGAUAUGGGUGUGAGCUGGGUUUAUUUCUGUACCAUGUCGAGUUUAGAAUGGUGCUGGAUGAGCAGAAUUUGAGCCAUCCAUACAACUAUACAAGUGUAGAAAGUAGAUAAGCACAUGUUUGUAAGAUGAUUGAUAGUUUCGCCAUUGUAAAGACUUUUUUCCAUGCUCCAAUAUAUUUCAAUAUAUAUCAUCUACGUUAAUUUC